AUGCUCUCAUUCUUAAUGAACAUCUACUUGAAGCAGGCAGUCAAGCCUUGCGACGGGACUGAUAUCAGUAUGGGCAUUCCUCGCGAUAUGGGUUAUCGCGAGGGUUACAGAGCAGUAGUCCCUGUCGGGUCGCGAGCGCCGCUGGAUAAUAGAGCCGGUUUGCGGUCUGUGUUUUUCAUUGGAUACAGGUCAUUUCACCAGUUGGGUGGCAGAGAAGACAGUCAGGAACUGAAAAGGUUCUGGCUCACCCUGGAAGAUUACUGGGAUAAAGAAAAGGUGAAGGCCUGGAGAGACUGUGUGGUUGGCCCCGACACGACUGAAACUGCGGAUAACCUGUUGGCCUUAGCUGCACACGUUCACAGCCUGUGGGGCGAUGCACGAUUUGCCCUUAAACCAUUCGAGAUGAACCCCAAGAAGACAGAGCUCAUUGUUCAGUUUUAUUGGCUACCUUCAACUGAAUAUAAACACAUGAUCUCCUCGGGGCAUCAAGUCGUGUUCAAGACAGCUAAUCCGGACAUUCAUCCUCUCCCAUCCAUGGAUAGUCUACAGAUGCAGUGGAACUUGAUCCGGCUGCAAGCUUUGAGUGGCGCCGCUACUGCGGACGAUCUCAUUGUUCAUACAGAUCCUGGAUCAGAAGAUGAAGGUGCUGCGUAUAUGGCCGCAGAAAAUGAGAGCACCGACUGUAACCAAGAAGAUGAAGAAGAUGAAGAAGAUGAAGAAGAUGAAGAAGAUGAAGAAGAUGAAGAAGAUGAAGAAGAUGAAGAAGAUGAAGAAGAUGAAGAAGAUGAAGAAGAUGAAGAAGAUGAAGAAGAUGAAGAAGAUGAAGAAGAUGAAGAAGAUGAAGAAGAUGAAGAAGAUGAAGAAGAUGAAGAAGAUGAAGAAGAUGAAGAAGAUGAAGAAGAUGAAGAAGAUGAAGAAGAUGAAGAAGAUGAAGAAGAUGAAGAAGAUGAAGAAAAUAAAAAAGAUGAAAAAAAUAAAGAAGAUGAAGAAGAUGGCAACGAUGAUGCGCCAAGCAGACAAGCUGUCCAUCCUGCUCGUGCCGUUAGGUCAGAGAACGUGCCACCCAGGCACGGACUGGACAAGCACAUUGAGCUCCCAGUGCGAACUUUCAGAGAGAGGAGUCCCAACCACCGGUCGUAA
Molecule: messenger RNA, 1140 nt
Organism: Aspergillus niger
Lineage: Eukaryota; Fungi; Ascomycota; Eurotiomycetes; Eurotiales; Aspergillaceae
Exons: 4
Coding region: 1-1140 (379 amino acids)
Source: RefSeq, a predicted model, not a curated record